CAUUGAAAUAAAUGACAUAGAGAAAGACAUAUGGAACAAAGGAACAAUGUGACUGAGUUUGUCCUUGUGGGGCUCAUUCAGAACCCCCAGGGACAGAAAAUAUUAUUUGUUGUGUUCUUGCUCGUCUACAUUGUGACUAUGGUAGGCAAUACACUCAUCGUUGUGACUGUGGUGGCCAGCCCAACUUUGGAUGCCCCUAUGUACUUCUUCCUUGGCUACUUAUCAUUUAUGGAUGCUGUUUAUUCUACUACAGUUACCCCAAAUAUGAUUAUAGACUUACUCUAUGAGAAGAAAACCAUUUUGUUCCAAGCUUGCAUGACCCAGCUUUUUAUAGGACACUUAUUUGGUGGUGCUGAGAUUUUACUCCUGGUUGUCAUGGCCUAUGACCGCUAUGUGGCCAUUUGCAAACCCCUGCAUUAUUUGACCAUCAUGAACCAAAGGGUGUGCAUUCUACUGCUGUUGUUGGCCUGGGUUGGAGGUUUCUUACAUGCUGUUGUUCAACUUCUUUUUGUCUACAACCUUCCCUUCUGUGGCCCCAAUGUCAUUGACCAUUUCAUCUGUGACAUGUACCCUUUAUUAAAACUUGCUUGCACUGACACCUACGUUAUUGGCCUCACUGUGGUUGCCAAUGAUGGGGCAAUCUGUGUGGUCAUUUUUAUGCUCUUACUCAUUUCCUAUGGGGUCAUUCUGCAUUCCCUGAAGAAACUUAGUCAGGAAGGGAGGCGCAAAGCCUUAUCUACCUGUGGUUCCCACAUCACUGUGGUGAUCCUCUUCUUUGUCCCUUGUAUUUUCAUGUAUCUGAGACCCCCUUUGACCUUACCCAUUGAUAAAUCCUUGACUGUGUUUUACACUGUUAUCACCCCUAUGUUGAACCCUCUAAUCUACACUUUAAGAAAUGCAGAGAUGAAAAAUGCUAUGAAGAAGCUCUGCACCAGAAAAAGAAAAUGAAGUGACAGACAAAUGUAUCAUCUAUUUUCAGUGAAGAGUUGCUCCCUCCAGGAAAGCCAUGUGUGAUUAUUCAAUUGUAGCAAAAUUUUGCUCAGGCGUAAUAACUUGUAUGCAGUGAAAAUCAUUUAUUAUGUGAAUACUUGCAAUGAUCAAAAUAUAUUUGGAAGAUUUUCAUAAUUUAUUAGGAAAAUAUAUGUUUACUCUUUGUCUGCAGAAUGGCUCUUGAGAUGAUAGAUUUAUGUGUUAUUAAUACUGUAAAUUUAUUUUAGUUUAUGAAAGGCUUUCUCAUGUUUGUCUUUUAAGUAAAGUUAAUCCUUCUUCAGAAUUAAUAAUGCUCAUUAGAGAUUUCAGAAAAAUGAAUUAAGAAAUAAGACAUAAAGGGCCGGGUGUGGUGGUGCUUGGUAUAAUCCAAGCACUUUGGAGGCCAAGGUGGGUGGAUCACCUGAGGUCGGGAGUUCAAGACCAGCCUGAUCAACAUGGUGAAACCCCAUCUUUAUAAUAAAAAAAAAAAAAGACAUAAACACUUUGUUUAGUCCUCCCCACAGAAAUACAGAACACAUUAAUAUUUGAAGUGUAUAUUUUAUUUUGUAUUUUAAAAUACUUUACAUAUAUAAUUUUAUUCAUCGUUUUUAGCAUAUUAAGGUUGAAGAGGAAUAAUGCUAAUCAUAAGGAGACUGAGUAUACAAAAAGAAUCUGAAUGAAGAAGGGAGACAUGCAGAAAAAUAACUCAAUCUUACUUAUUUUUCCAAAUGAGAAGUCAUAUUAAGUCCUCAGGUGAAGCAGCUUGAUUUGGUGCCAUGUUUUUAUAAAGAUGAUCCAUUAAUCUCCUCGGUGUGUGAUGCUCCCCUCCCUGUGUCCAUGUGUUCUCAUUGUUCAACACCCGCCUAUGAGUGAGAACAUGCGGUGUUUGAUUUUCUGUUCUUGUGUUAGUUUGCUGAGAAUGAUGGUUUCCAGGUUCAUCCAUGUCCCUACAAAGGACACGAACUCAUCAUUUUUUAUGGCCGCAUAGUAUUCCAUGGUGUAUAAGUCAUUUUUCCUGUCCGGUGUAUCAUCAAUGGACAUUUGAGUUGGUUCCAAGUUUUGCUAUUGUAAACAGUGCUGCAAUGAACAUUUGUGUGCAUAUGUCCUAUAAUAGAACAAUUUAUAAUCUCAUGGCCUUCUAAAAAAGAGCCAGGCUCUAUUUUUCAUAGGUAAAAAUAGCAUCAUCUAUAAUUUGUGAGCUUUAAAAAUGCACUGCAGAGCUUGUUAGCAAUAUUUUGGAAUACUUCACUGUCAAGAAAGAUAGGCAGGUGUGGUGGUGCUUGUCUUGGUUCCAUCUCCACAGGAGGCUGAGGUGGGAGGAUCUCUUGAGCCUGGGAGGUCAAGACUGAAGUGAGCCAUGAUCAUGCUACUGCACUCUAACCUGGGUGACAGAGCAAGUCUUAUUUAAAAAAAAAAAAAAAAAGAAAAAGAAAUGAAAAGAAAGAUGCUGGCAAUAUAUGAUGCUUCUAUUCUUACUUUCUUUAUUGAUAGAAUCCAGAUUAUUAGGUAAUAAAAGGACCAAAACAUAUUGUUUCAUUGGAAAGAAACUUCAUUUAUAAAAUCUUUGUGAAAAUUUCUUUUGAAUCAGGCUUGAAAUAAAAUUUUAUCUGCUCCUGACUACAGAUAGAAAACAUGUAGUCAAAGAAACUUAUUGUUCCUGCUUCUCCUGCAUAGUCUAGAUUCACAAGGGACGAAGGCUAGGGAAAAAAAUAAGUCAGUUUCACUGGUAAACCAUACUAUAUGAGUUCAUUUUGUAUUAUUUAUUUUUAUCUGUAUUAUUAUUACAUGGAGAUUUCUUAUCUCAUCCAAGCUUUUCCAAAGCAUAGCACUAUUCUCCAAAUAAUUUCAAGCAUUUGGUGGUACCAGAGUUUACAUACCUAGGUCCUGCAUUUUUUGACAUGUAUUUAAUUUUCAAAUUUGUAUGGUUCUAUUGAGAGAUGAAAUAAAAAAAUUGUGGUUAAUUGUCUGCUUAUGUUUAUUGGUCUGAAAGUUUCCUGAAGUCAGGGAAAGUUAUUUCUCUUUGUGCUCCCUGUUCCUUGCACAGUGGCUGGCACAUAGAACCCACUACAUAAACUUUGUCAAUUAUUAUUUGUAUCCUUGAAUUCUUAAUCUAUUGGAG
This is a messenger RNA of Callithrix jacchus (white-tufted-ear marmoset), 3088 nucleotides long. Its product is annotated as olfactory receptor 4A15. Lineage: Eukaryota; Metazoa; Chordata; Mammalia; Primates; Cebidae. Gene Ontology annotation, molecular function: G protein-coupled receptor activity; olfactory receptor activity. The record is from RefSeq and is a predicted model, not a curated record. Gene Ontology annotation, cellular component: membrane. Gene Ontology annotation, biological process: G protein-coupled receptor signaling pathway.